AUGAUAUCCGGGCGAGGGGGAGCGGGCGCACGAGGUGGCCGCAUCCGCCCGCCUCGCCGCAUAAAUCGGACCAACGAUGCGGCCGAUUUCGAGGCAUGUUGGGAGUUGCUAGAGGAAGCCCUUCGAGACAUACACACCAAGAACUGCAGCCGCCUGUCAUUCGAAGAACUCUACCGCGCUGCUUACAAAAUAGUUUUGAAGAAGAAAGGCAGCCAGCUGUACGACAAGGUCACCAGGUUUGAGGAGGAGUGGUUCGCCAUCAAUGUCAUACCCAAGAUCGAACAGCUCGUCACCAAGAGCCUUGUCAGCAUCGGCGACGAGGCGGUAGCCGCUCCCACGUCGCUGAACGAGCGGCGCCAGACUGGAGAGAGGUUCCUCAAGGGCCUUCGCGAUACGUGGAACGACCACAACAUGUCCAUGAACAUGAUGGCCGACAUCCUCAUGUACCUCGACCGGGGCUUCUCGCACAACAACCCCGAACGGAGCCCCAUCUUUACGACGACCAUAGCGCUGUUCAGAGACCAUAUCCUGCAGUCCAGACUCAGCGCCAGCUCGGACGCCCUCGUCAUGGACACGCUCAUCUCCGUCAUGUUGGAUCAGAUCAAUAUGGAGCGCGAGGGAGACGUCAUCGACAGGGCGCUCAUCCGGAGCUGCAGCCGCAUGCUCAGCUGCCUAUUCAAGGACGCCAACGAAAACGAAUGCGACAAACUCUAUCUCCUGGAAUUCGAACCCAGGUUCCUGGACCGCAGCCGGGAGUUCUACGCGACGGAGUGCGAGCGCCUGCUGCGCGAGUCUGACGCCAACUCAUGGCUGCGGCAGACCGAUAAGCGUCUGACAGAGGAGAUUGACCGCUGCGGCACCACCAUCGAGCUCGAGACGCUGACAAAGGUGUGCGGCGUGAUCGAGGACGAGCUCAUAAAGCGCCACCUGGCCGAUUUCUUGGCCCUGGAAGGAAGUGGGCUGAGGUGGAUGAUCGACAACGACAAGAUUGAGGACCUCACCAUCCUCUAUCGCCUCAUAGCAAGAGUGGAGCCCGACAAGACAUCCAUCCGGCAAAUCUUGCAGAAGCGUGUGGUAGAGCUCGGGCUGGAAGUUGAGAAGGCGCUCAAGAACACGGACUUCUCCAUCGCCCAGCCGGGCGGAGAGGAUAACGGCGAGGGCGAGAAGGUCAAGACGCUCAACCCUGCUGCGCAGCAGACCGCCGCGGCCAUCAAGUGGGUGGAUGAUGUUCUGCGGCUCAAGGACAAGUUCGACAACCUGUCGUGGCAGUGCUUCCACGACGACCUGAUGAUCCAGAGCGCGCUUACAAAGAGCUUCUCUGAAUUCAUCAACGACUUUGGACGGUCAUCCGAGUACGUCUCUCUCUUCAUCGACGACAACUUGAAGAGGGGGAUAAAGGGCAAGACCGAGGCCGAGGUCGAUGCCGUUCUGGAGAAGGCCAUCAUUCUCAUCCGGUACCUGCAGGACAAGGACCUCUUCCAGACGUACUACCAGCGCCACCUGGCGCGGAGACUGCUGCACGGCAAGUCGGAGAGCCACGACGUCGAGAAGCAAAUCAUCUCACGCAUGAAGCAAGACAUGGGGCAGCAGUUUACGACAAAGUUCGAGGGCAUGUUCCGGGAUCUCGUGACGUCGACGGAACUCACGGCCGGAUACCGGGACCAUAUGAGCGCGGCUGCCGAUGACGAGGAAGCCAAGACGAUCGAUCUCAGCAUCAGCGUCCUCACCACCAACAACUGGCCGGCCGAGGUCAUGGGCCGCACGACGCAGAUGGGCGAAGGGUGGCGCGGAGCGUGCACGUACCCUCGGGAUAUCGCGCGGCUGCAGGCCAGCUUCGAGCAGUUCUACCUCUCGAACCGCAACGGCAGGAAGCUGACCUGGAUCGGCACCACGGGAAGCGCCGACAUCAAGUGCACGUUCCCCGCCAUCCCCGGCAAGCAGGGACCCCUCUCCCGGCCGCGCCGCUACGAGCUCAACGUGUCGACGUUUGGCAUGGUGGUCCUGCAACUGUUCAACGACCUGGCCGACGACGAGUCGCUCUCGUUUGAGGAGAUUCAGGCCAAGACGAACAUCUCGACACCCGACCUCAUCCGGACGCUGAUGGCCAUCGCCGUGGCGCCCAAAUCGCGCGUCCUCGCCAAGGAGCCCCCGACCAAGUCGGUCAAGGUGGGCGACAGGUUCAGCUUCAACGCCUCGUUUGUCAGCAAGAUGGUGCGCAUCAAGGCACCCAUCAUCAACGCAGUGUCCAAGGUGGAGGAUACGCAGGAGCGUAAGACGACGGAGAGCAAGAACAAUCAGACCCGCUCUCACGUGGUUGACGCUGCCAUCGUCAGGAUCAUGAAAUCUCGCAAGGAGCUCAGCCAUAUGCACCUCGUCAACGAAGUGCUAGGCCAGCUCGUCGGUCGGUUCAAGCCCGAGGUGUCGCUCAUCAAGAAACGGAUCGAGGACCUGAUUGUCCGGGAAUAUCUCGAGCGACCAGACGAGGACGGCGCACCAUCCAUGUACCGAUAUGUUGCCUAA
Molecule: messenger RNA, 2520 nt
Organism: Geosmithia morbida
Lineage: Eukaryota; Fungi; Ascomycota; Sordariomycetes; Hypocreales; Bionectriaceae
Product: cullin 3
Exons: 3
Coding region: 1-2520 (839 amino acids)
Biological process (GO): ubiquitin-dependent protein catabolic process; protein ubiquitination
Cellular component (GO): Cul3-RING ubiquitin ligase complex
Molecular function (GO): ubiquitin protein ligase binding
Source: RefSeq, a predicted model, not a curated record